GGAAAACUUUACGCUUAUGUUAGGAAUUAAUAAAGAAAAACUUUUCAAAAGUUUUGAUUUUAUAUUAUGAGAUCUAAUUUGGUUAUGGAGGUUUGUGUUAUUUCGUGAGGUUUCUAGGAUCCUAAAUCCAUGCUACGUUUUCUGUGGAUAGGUGGAGUCAUUUUGAAGGUAUCACAAUGGUUGUGAUAUUGAAAGAAAUACAGAAGGGUCUCCUAGGUGAAAAUUUUUGUUUUUCAAUUGCUAUACAAUUCGUACUUCCUUAUUUUUCAAGGUGUGAGAUGAAAAUAUUAAUUUUUUUUUCCUUACAAAAAUAUUUAAAUCCACUUUGCUAGUAGGGUCGGUAGAAAUUGUUUUAAUAUUCUAUUCAUACUAUAGCUUCAUCAUCCUGAGCUCGAUAGUCCAUUACUGGAUCUUGGCUGCCUCAAGAAUAUUUCUCAACGUUUUCCUAUUCUGUGCACCCGUCCACCAGUUCCUGAUGCUAACGACUCUAGUAUCAACACUUACUCCAUCUUUUCAUCUCAGCUUCGGUCUGCUCACUUUUCUUUUUCCACCCGGCUCCGUGCUGAGCAGCGUCUUUGGGGUUGAGGUCUCCUCCAUCCAUAUAACGUGGUCCGACCAUCUCAACCUUGCUAUCCAGAUAUAUUUCACUAUAUCCGGCUUCAUCUAUAAGUUGGCUAGUUCUUACUAUAUACCAUACUUACAGUUAUAUGCCAGUUAUAUUUUUUUAUUUUUAAAUUGUACGGGUAUCUACAGUAAAAUUAGAUGCUCAAACCUUGGUUUAUUUUCCUUAUUCGAUCCGAAAAUAAGAAUAACACUGGCAUUGUUAAUAUUAUAUACAUGAACAUUUUCGGAACUAUGUCUAUUAAAUAUUCCACGAAGGAAUAAAAACAAAUUGAUACUUGUUUUUAGCAUUUGGAAAAACCAGUGAAUAAGAACUUUAAAAUGUCAAUUAAACAUUUUUUUCUCAACAGUUUUCUUUCAAGCGAUAGUUCUUAUGAGAUUUGGCUGUGAUUAUAACUUUAUUUUAGAUACUAUACAAGUUAAACAUUGCAGAAUUUUCAGUGAAGAAUAGAAAUAUAUCUUGUUGUUUUCCAGAAAUCUUCUUGUGACAUGAUGUAGAUCUUUGUUACAAGCAUCAUAACCUUUCUAGUAGAUAGUUUCAACAACACUAAAGCAUGUGAACUGAUGAUUUUUUGGGAAUUCAAUAAUCUCAGUUAAUAUUAAAAACUUGACAUUUUGUUUCUUAUUUAAAUUUUGGUUCACUGGGAAGUCUAGAAAAAUACUAGAACAUUCUACUUAUGUGAAUUAGACUUUUCUCUUUCUAGGAAUAUUUCUGACUUUUUUAAAACUUGAAAAUGGAAGAGAAUUCUGAUUUAGGUGCUAGAACCAUGAAGUGUGAAUUAAAUGUUUUAAGCAAAGCAGAUGGUUCGGCUAUGCUUUCUCAAGGUAAUACUGUGGUAUUAGCUGCUUUAUACGGACCUUUAGAAGUUAAACAUCAAAAAGUUCAAAACGAUGCCAUUCCAGUUUUUGUGACCUACAGAUCUAAAUCAGGGAGGCAAGGUAUAUAUGAUAAGACGAUAGAGUGUAUUAUUCAGAGCUCAUGUGAAGCAUUAAUAUUUGCCAAACCAUUCUGUCGUCAUGAAAUCUCCAUUGUGAUUCAAGAAUUACAAGAUUCAGGAUCUAUGUUAGCCGCUGCUAUUAACGCUGCUUGCCUAGCAGUGAUAAACUCGGGACUGGAAAUGAGCUGCCUUGUUGCUGCGGUUACCUGUGCUGUGGAUGGAGGCAAUAAUUUCAUCAUUGAUCCUGACAAGAAUGUGACUGAAAAAGCGAAAAUCGUUAUUACUCUUGGGUUCGAAAAUGUGAAGUAUAACAUUGUAGCAGCUCAUGUUGUAGGAGAAUGCAGCUUGGAAGUUUAUGAAAAAGCAGUUUUGAUUUGUAAAUCAGCUGUUCAACACAUUUUCGACUACUAUAAAAGCAUUGUAAAGAAAUAUGCCAGCACUCUGUGAUCAAUUUUUGUAAUUAAGUGUUGUAAAUAUUAUUGUUAAUAAAUGAUUUUAAUUAAUGCUGUAAUUUGUCUUGUAUCUUUAAUGUAUUUGACACAUUGCAAAUUAAAUUAGAUUAUUCCAUUUGACAAUUUAAAUCCUGUAUUUAUAUAAAUUUGUCUAUUGGUUUAUUUCAAAAAGUCAUCAAGUAACAUUUUAUAAAAUUAUAUCAUAUUACUUUCUUCAAUAUCAAAAUGUUUUUGACAAAUAAUAGGAUUGGUAUUACUUAAACUUUUAGCUCCGUGAAAAUGUACUUAGUGAUUUUUUUGUAAUAAACUAAUCUUAUGUUUUAUGUGAGAUUGUAAAAUAAUGAAGUAGGGAGUGGCCUGGUAUAUGUCAUAUGAACAGGAUCCCUACUCUAGUAUAAAAUAUUAUAAUUGGUUAUAAUAUUUUGUGGGGAGCUAUUUAUUAAGUAUUCCUGAUGGGGAAAUUGGUAUUAGUAUAAAUAUAAGCAAAUAUGUUAAAUAUAAAAAAGGGGGUUGAUCUCAUGCUGUGAAUGAUGUUACAAUCUUAUUGUAAUCAAUUAUGUAUUGAUAUCAAUCUUAUAUUUAAAUAAUUUUAUAAAAUAUAUACAAAAAUAAUAUUUUACUUAAAAAAAUAAAAAUAAAAUACCAGUUAUUCAUGAAUCUUAUAAUCACAUAGUUUAAUAAAAUGUACAUAAAAAUAAUACCCACAAAGUAGGUUUGAUAUUAUUUCAUUAUACGAACUAGAAAGUUCUUGACUUAUAUGAAAUAUACAAGAAUGGAUGAAUAUAGUUCAAUGCAAUGAAAGGUAUGUAUUUUAUGAUGAAUUGUACAGAACUAAUGUAAAUAACAAUUGUAAACAUAAUUUUACAAAACGGACAAAAAUUAAAAUUUACAGUUUGUUAUGUCUUUAAAACACACAAUCAUUGAAAUAAACAAAAUAAUUAUGGUUCCAGCAUGACUAUUGUCUGUUAACAUUUAUACAUUUUUUUUUUUUGUUUUGUCAAUAGAGACAAAAAAUAUGUAGUCUUAAAAUUUCUACUGUAAAAUAUUCAUUGUUCUACAAAUCUUGUAAGCUUAAUUGUUACAGCUGAGUACAUUAAACCAGUAACACGUUUUACCUCUUCUCUCCUAUUGCAGCUGACAUUUUCAACAGCUCAUCACUAUAUUUAAACAUUUUUUUUGUGUGCCUUUUACUGCACCCAACUAACCUCUAUUGAUUUACAGUCUACUAUAUUUCCACUAUUAUAAAUAUUCUUCAUGUUUAAAAAUGUAUAUAAGUUUAUAAACUCUCUGGCCCAUGUUAUAUAAUUCCUUCUAAUGACAUGUUCCAUCUGGAAGGUCCGUCUUAGCUCUGAUCCAUUUAUUUGCUUUUUUAUCCCGUCAUGUUAUUCCGAGAAGAUAUCGCUCUAUUCCCCUGACGGUUAUCCUCAAUUAGUGAGCACAGUACUUUCUGUCGGUUGUGAAAAAUGGGUAAUAGACCAGAAGACUUGUCACAAAUUAAGGAGUCAGAGAAAUGGAGCGACAUGUAACAUUAUCUGUUAAUAAUUGUAUUAGUACUGUUUUAUUUAUAUUAUUUAAAAAAUAGAUUAAACUGUGACUUAGAUUAGACUUUCAUUGAUAAAAAUUGUUUUUAUCUUCCAUCUUCUCUAAAAUGGGAAAUUUUUCACCAAAGUGGAAACCCUGAAUUCACUUCAUCUUGUUUAAAAGGAGCAGGCUCCUGUUCUAUCCUCUGUACCUUCUGACACAACUGACUCGGGAGGGCCGUUCCAUGGGGGAAGAGCAGCUGCAGUAACGUUUGUGUAGUUAACUGUGCUCCUACAGUUUCAAAUCUGGACAGGAGUAGAUUUUACUUGAUACUAAGUACCAGUAAAUAUACACGACCAGCUUCUGUACAAUGGCCACUUCCUAGGAAAUGUGUGUACUGAAGAUGACCAAUGUAUGAUUGUAUACUUUAAUUUGGUGAUCAACUCCCUACUCUUCACCACUACCAGUACCAGUACCAAGAAAUUUCGUAACUUAAUUUUGUAUUAUGAGUACUUUGAGAUUGAAACUUUACAAAAAAAUAAAAAAAAAAUGGAGAAACAGAUACAAUCAUUCAUAUUGAACAACCGGACAUCUAUAAAUGUGAAGUAGCAAACUUCUGUCAUUUAUAAUGUCAUGGCUUUAAUUGUGGUCUUAACUAUGCAACAGAUCUUAUGUAAAAAUAAUUAUCUUCUCCAUUUAUAAGUUUUGUGAAGAAGUAUUGAUCAAGAGUGAACAAAUGAAAGUCUUUGUUUCUCUACUAUGUCUUCCAGAGGUAGCUGCAUCAUUUUAUCUUCAUUAUUCAUUGAACAAAUAACACAGUUAUCAGCAGGUGGUUUAUAUGCAGCGACUGCUUUUUCAUUUAUC
This is a messenger RNA of Nezara viridula (southern green stink bug), 4396 nucleotides long. Lineage: Eukaryota; Metazoa; Arthropoda; Insecta; Hemiptera; Pentatomidae. The record is from the annotation of a GenBank genome assembly.